AAUACUUGGGGGGAGUUCAAUGUUAUCUUUCAGCUUUCCCAUAACCAAAGACAAUCUCUGUACAGGAUCUGAAUUUAUAACCUUUUGCAUGAGAACUUUCCUGCAAUGUAGGGAAUUUAAAACGUGUAGUGUAUUUGAGAUUUUAGAAAAUAUGGGAUUUCCUCACAUGAAAUUGUAAAUAACUUUGUAGCGUACGCAGUUACAGAAUGGCUGUAGAAACUGUGGCACAGAUUUCUCUGUACAAUUAGAAGAUAAAUGUGUUGAUUUGAAGGAAAGACGGGCAGACUCUGGGGUCAGUGCUCAAAUGAGUCUCUCUGGGAAGAGAGAGGAGGGCCCUGCCUCUAAUACGAGUCUCUCUGGGGAACAUGACACCAAAGCUAAGAGUCCAAUCAAGCAGGUGAGACCAGCCUCCCCUGUACCCAGCUGUGUGUCCAUGAAGAGUGACCGGUCUAUGUUUCGUCCUAUACACUUUAGAGAGGGAGACUUUUCUACUGAACAAAGGUACAAGGACAAGGUAUCACGUCCGGAGAACAGGUCAGGGUUCCAGAACCUCAGGCAGACCAGCGGAAACUGGAUCCGCAGCACGAUAAGACCAAUCAAGCAGGAGAGACCAGCCUCCCCUGUACCCAGCUGUGUGUCCAUGAAGAGUGACCGGUCUAUGUGUCAACCUCUACACUUUAGAAAGGGAGACUUUUCUACUGAUCAAAGAAACCAACAGGAGAGAUCAGAGUCAGAGAUUCUCAGUGGUCAGUCUUCCCAGAGUCAUCAAACAGACCUGGCCUCCAUAUUCAGUUUGCUUGAAGAGAAUAUUAUGACAUUUGUGAAGAACGAGCUGAAGAUGUUCAAGAGGAAUCUUAGUCCAGAACUCCCAGAAGGCUUUGUGGUGGAUGCUGAAGAUGAGAAGCAGGAGAGCAGUGCCAGAGAUGGGGCUCUGAAGAUCACACUGCACAUCCUGAGGAAAAUGAACCAGAAGGAGCUUGCUGACAAACUGGAGAAAAAUGAGCUUGCUGUGAUUUGCCAACGUGAACUCAAAUCUAAUCUAAAGAAGAAGUUUCAAUGUGUAUUUGAGGGGAUCGCUAAACAAGGAAACCCAACACUUCUCAAUAAGAUCUACACAGAGCUCUACAUCACAGAGGGUGGAACAGGAGAGGUCAAUAAUGAACAUGAGCUGAGACAGAUUGAGACAACAACCAGGAAACAAGCAAGAAAAGAAACUGCAAUCGAAUGUAACGACAUCUUCAAACCCUUAACUGGACAAGACAAACUUAUCAGAACUGUGCUGACAAAGGGAGUCGCUGGCAUUGGAAAAACAGUCUCUGUGCAGAAGUUCAUUCUGGACUGGGCUGAAGGAAAAGCAAAUCAGGAUGUCCAAUUUGUAUUUUCAUUCCCUUUCCGCGACCUGAAUUUGAUGAAAGAGGACAAACACACUUUAAUUGAACUCCUCAAUCACUUCUCAAUGGAAACCAAACAAUCAAAAAUCUCCAACUUUGACAAGUACAAAGUUCUGUUCAUCUUUGAUGGUCUGGAUGAGUGCCGACUGCCCCUAGACUUCCAGAAGAACAAGAUCUGUUGUGACGUCACAGAGUCAAGCUCCGUGGAUGUUCUGCUGACAAAUCUCAUCAAGGGAAAUCUGCUUCCCUCUGCUCUCCUCUGGAUAACUACCCGACCUGCAGCAGCCAAUAAGAUCCCUUCAGGGUGUGUUGACCAGGUGACAGAGGUACGAGGGUUCAAUGACCCACAGAAGGAGGAGUACUUCAGGAAGAGAUUCAGUGAUGAGGACCUGGCUAGCAGAAUCAUCUCACACAUAAAGACAUCAAGGAGCCUCCACAUCAUGUGUCACAUUCCUGUCUUCUGUUGGAUUUCUGCAACAGUCCUUGAACACAUGCUGAAACAUAAGAGAGAAGAGAUGCCCAAGACUCUGACUGAGAUGUACACACACCUUGUGGUGUUUCAUACCAAACAGAAGAAUGAAAAGUAUCUUGGGAAAGAAGAGACAGGUCCCCACUGGAAUAAAGAGAGCAUUCUGUCACUGGGAAAACUGGCUUUUCAACAGCUUGUGAAGGGCAAUCUGAUUUUCUAUGAAGAAGACUUGAAAGAGGCUGGUAUUGAUGUCAAUGAAGCCUCAGUGUACUCAGGAUUGUGCACACAGCUCUUUAAAGAGGAAUGUGGGCUGUACCAGGACAAGGUGUACUGCUUUGUGCAUCUGAGCAUUCAGGAGUUUAUGGCUGCUGUAUAUGUGUUCCUAUCAUUCAUCAACAACAAUGAGAAUCUAAUGGACAAACCUCAAUCAACGUCCAGGAAACUUUCUGUGCUGUUCAGAGACAAGCAUAAAGUUACUGUCUACAAGAGUGCAGUGGAUAAAGCCUUACAAAGUGAGACGGGAAACCUGGACCUUUUCCUCCGCUUCCUUCUGGGCCUCUCACUGGAGUCCAAUCAGAAGCACUUACAAGGUCUACUGACAAAGUCAAGAAGCAGCUCACAGACCCAUGAAGAAACAGUAAAGUACAUCAAGGAGAAGAUCAGGGAGAAUCCCUCUCCAGAGAAGAGCAUCAAUCUGUUCCACUGUCUGAAUGAACUGAAUGAUCAUUCUCUAGUGGAGGAGAUCCAAAGCUACCUGAGAUCAGGAAGUCUCUCUAGAGACAAAUUGUCACCUGCACAGUGGUCAGCUCUGGUCUUUGUGUUGCUGACUUCAGAAAAGGAGUUGGAUGUGUUUGACCUGAAUAAAUACUCCAGAUCAGAGGAAGGUCUUCUGAGGCUGCUGCCAGUGGUCAAAUUCUCCAGAGUUGUUCUGCUGUCAGGCUGUGGAGUCACAGAGGAAGGCUGUGCUUCUCUGGUCUCAGCUCUGAGGUCAAACCCCUCACACCUGAGAGAGCUGGAUCUGAGUAACAAUGACUUGAAGGAUUCAGGAGUGAAGCUGCUCUCUGAUGGACUGGGGAAUCCCCACUGUAAACUGGAGACUCUGAGGCUGUCAGGCUGUCUAGUCACAGAGGAAGGCUGUGCUUCUCUGGUCUCAGCUCUGAAGUCAAACCCCUCACACCUGAGAGAGCUGGACCUGAGCUACAAUCACCCAGGAGACUCAGGAGUCAGACUGCUCUCUGCUGGACUGGAGGAUCCACACUGCAGACUGGAGAAACUCAAUGUGGAACAUGGUGGAGAGAACACAAUGAAACCUGGGCUUAGAAAAUAUGUCUGUGAUCUCACACUGGACCCAAACACAGUAGACAGACUCCUCUCUCUGUCUGAGGAGAACAGAAAGGUGACAUGGAGGAGAGAGGAGCAGCCGUAUCCUGAUCACCCAGAGAGAUUUGAGGUCUGUAGACAGGUGCUGUGUAGAGAGGGUCUGACUGGUCGCUGUUACUGGGAGGUAGAGUGGAGUGGUAUAAUGGGGUCUGAUUUAGGAGUGACAUAUAAAGGAAUCAGCAGGAGAGGAUGGGGAGAUGACUGUUGUCUUGGAUGGAAUGACAAGUCCUGGAGUCUGACCUGCUCUGACAACAGUUACACUGCCUGGCAUAAUAAGAAACCUACCUACAUAGACGUCCCCUCCUCCAGCUCUCACAGAGUAGGAGUGUAUCUGGACUGGCCAGCCGGCACUCUGUCCUUCUACAGAGCCUCCUCUGACUCACUGACCCACCUGAUCACAUUCACCUCCACAUUCACUGAGCCCCUCUAUCCAGGGUUUAGGAUUUAUAAUGUUGACUCCUCAGUGUCCCUGUAAAUAAUAACCUGACACACACACACACACACUGGACUCACACACACACACACACACACACACACACACACACACACACACACACACACACACACACACACACACACACAUUGGACAGUCACACACACACAGUGGUCACACAAACACAGUGGACACACACACACACACAGUGGACACACACACACUGGAAACACACACACACACUGGAAACACACACACACACACACACACACAGUCUUGUAUUUGUAACCAUUUUAGGACUCCUCACAAAUACAUACCUUUUGAGGACCCUGCUUUCCAGACAUCAUAGAAGCACAGAAAUACACUCAAGAGUUAGAAAACACAUAUAUUAUGAGGAAAUCACCUAAAGCGACUGACUCCUGGAAAAAAAGUACACUUGAAUUUUACUAACUACUUGAGACCGUACAUUGCAUUGUAAUGCAUUGCCAUCAGCCAUCGAGAGAGUGCCUCCUAUGAAAUCUAUAAAAGCUAUCCAACUGCCUACGUUGUACCUAAUUGAAGCGUAAAAUCAUUAACAUAAAAUAAAUUCUCUAUAUUUGA
Molecule: messenger RNA, 4273 nt
Organism: Salvelinus fontinalis (brook trout)
Lineage: Eukaryota; Metazoa; Chordata; Actinopteri; Salmoniformes; Salmonidae
Product: NLR family CARD domain-containing protein 3-like
Exons: 12
Coding region: 305-3715 (1136 amino acids)
Molecular function (GO): protein binding
Source: RefSeq, a predicted model, not a curated record